Molecule: messenger RNA, 1625 nt
Organism: Oldenlandia corymbosa var. corymbosa
Lineage: Eukaryota; Viridiplantae; Streptophyta; Magnoliopsida; Gentianales; Rubiaceae
Source: the annotation of a GenBank genome assembly
ACUACGCAUCUCCAUAACCUAACAGAUAUUUUCCUCAGUACGGUUUCUCUCUGCGUUAGCAAUGGCGAAUACGGAGGUUGAAGCGGUUGAUUUUGAGCCGGAGGAUGACGAUUUGAUGGACGAGGAUGUUGACGGAGGUUCGCCCAGGGCACCAAUCCCUAAGCUCAAGUCUGCCAUUACUGGCGGCUCUUCUUUCUCCGCCCCAAAGAAAACCAAAGGCCGCGGCUUCCGCGAAGAGGCUACCACUGCGGAGGCGGAGCGUAAUGCCCGCAUGUCCGGUCGAUUUGACUCGCUUGACUCUGAAGACGGCCCUGGCGCCGAACGAUCUAUUGAGGGAUGGAUUAUUCUUGUUACUGGAGUUCAUGAAGAGGCACAGGAAGAUGAUCUGCUCAACACAUUUGGUGAGUUUGGAGAAAUAAAAAGCUUGCAUUUGAAUCUCGAUCGACGUACUGGCUUUGUGAAGGGUUAUGCGUUGAUUGAAUACGAGAACUUUGAAGAAGCUCAGGAAGCUAUAAAUAAAAUGGAUGGAAGUGAGUUGCUUCUCCAGUCGAUACAUGUUGACUGGGCAUUCAGUAAGGGGCCAUUUAAAAGGAGGAAUAUGAGGAGGAGAUCUCCUCGUGGUCAUCGUUCUCGAAGCCCCAGGAGAAGAUUUUAAUCAUGCACACUUGAUGCGCUUGCACAUGGCGCAGAAUUGCGAGACAUUCUUAAAUACUGGUUGUCUAAUUUUGUGUAUGAUUUAACUGGAGUCAUCGGUUUCGUUUUCUGCUUGCGCCUUCAUCCCUAAAAUAUAGCUUUUGAGAUUCUAGUCAUCUAUCAGCAAUUUUAUUUAGCUUGUGGGCAAGGUGGGAAUGGCUUUCUUCAGCAAUGUAUGUGGUGUGGAGGUCUAGAGAAGUAUGGUUGUUUUGGAUGUCUAAUUGUUUUAUCAUAUUUUUUAUCUUUCUUUUGCCACAUAGUUUUUGCCGUGUACCGCUUGAUCCUUCAGUCGCCUGUUUAAUUAUUGUCGUGUAAAAAUUGGUAUUAUGGAACUUGGAAAAACUAUCUGCCUUAAAAAGGUUGUCUGUUUCCCUUUUCUUGAUCCAAUCUCAUAUGUGAAGAGAAGGAAGCGGCCUCUUCCAAGGACACGGGAUUAUGAAAAAAUUACCCUAAUACGCUUCUGAUGAUUAUGGUCCGAAAAAGUAAAAUCCCCAGCUAGAUUUGAGCUAGAGUCCACGUGGAAAGAAAAGGAUUUGAAAUGAAGUGAUUAUACUCCAUUUAGGUUGCCACUUUGGUUUGUGUUGGGCAAAAUACCGUUUUUCUAGUCACCCCACUGGCUCCGUGGUAACAAAAGAAUCUCCAUAUCUACAAAUGGAAAGUAUAUGUGCGUUUCAUUUCCCAACCUUUCAUGUAUAAGAUGGCAAGGUGUGAUAAUGUGAAAAUCCAAAGUAACUUAGGUCUACCUGAGUUAUUGCAUAUUAGAUGAAUAAAAUGUUCAGUUGAUUUCUUUUGCUGAAGUAGGAGAACACCGUGAUUUCCGAGCAAUUGUUUAUAUUUAUUAAAUAUAUAACUUUAACCCCUUUUAAUGCAAUGUUAACAGUUAGAAAAAAUAAGAUAAAAUAGUAUAUUAGCGAGGGUUAAAUUGUAGGAAG